AAAGCACAUUUACAGAAGAAACAGAGAUAUACUUCUACACUGUAAUUAAGUUACUUUGAUCACCUUAUAUCUGCCUGUUGAGUGUUGACUGCUUCCAAAUGAACAAUGUUUUUCUGGAUAUUCAUCAGUCACUUUUCCAGGUCGUAUUCCAGCUGUAGAGUGCUGACAAUAAAGGUCACAGCCAUGCGUCCAGCUGUCAUCCUGCUGUUGGUGUGCGUCCUGUUCAUGGCAACAGUAAAAGGUCGUCGUCGUCUUUGUCAUCAUCCUGAUCCUGGUUCUGGUUUUUGUGGUCUCCUGUCGAACAAGCGCCACUCUUCUUGGAACAGGGUAUCAUGUGGUCAUGGAUGGUUCCGCCUGAGUCGGACUUACUGUUUUAAAAUCAUUCGGACUCCCAAAACCUUUGAUGACGCACAGAAACUCUGCCGCUCCUUAAAUGCCAAUCUGCUGUCAUUACACAGUCGUGCUCAGAUGACACACAUGAAAUCAUUGGCCAAUCGUGCUGGAAUUCAUGGUGAAAAUGUAUGGACUGGCGCCAGAAGGACAGGGGGGAGACUUCACUACACUGAUGGAUCUAAGUUAAACUUUGCUGAAUGGUCUCGAGGUCGGCCGAACUACAGAGGAGGGAAGAACUGCGUCUUGUUGAACUUUGGAGGGCAGUUUCAACCAUUUGCUACUGCAAAAUGCUCAACAAAGAUGAUGUUUGCGUGCGGCAAGAAGUGGUGAUCAUCACCAGCUGAUGUUUGCUCUCAUAUUAAAAGUCAGCGUCGACAUGACAGCUGAUCACAUAUGCAGCUUUUCUAUCAUUCUCUUGCUCUGAUAACCACUGCAAACACAAGCUUUCAAAUUUACCGCAAUAAACUUGUCAGCAUUCAUGUU
Molecule: messenger RNA, 876 nt
Organism: Scatophagus argus
Lineage: Eukaryota; Metazoa; Chordata; Actinopteri; Scatophagidae
Product: lithostathine-1-beta-like
Exons: 5
Coding region: 106-723 (205 amino acids)
Molecular function (GO): signaling receptor activity
Source: RefSeq, a predicted model, not a curated record